GUUACACGUCAUGUUUGUUUUAUUUAACGUUACUUGUGUUAAACGUAUCCCCAAAUCAGGGGAGUUAGGAGCUAUCAACCACGAGCUGUCCUUAUGCGACCAACACAAGUUGAUAUUUGGUUUACAAGAGUAAAACUGAUGCUAAUAUUUCAGCAACUACCUGUUACCCUACACCUGAAAACAAAUGUUCUGUCACGCCUCUAAAUCAGAGACGAUUUGAUGACGUCAACUUUCUGCGACGAGACGAGUCACCAAAACAAAGCGUGGGCUGCAACAUAGUAACUUGUAAAAAUAGCUACAUACAAAAAAUGAUAAAAUGCCCAUUUGCUGGCUUGUCAGUGAGGAGGGCAAUCAUAAACCCAUUCGACUGCCUCACCUUCAGCCAGUUGUCGUGGGUAGAGGUCCAGAGACGACUAUUAAAGACAAAAAAUGCUCUCGGCAGCAAGUUCAAGGAGGAUCUAACCGGGGACCACGGCAGCAAUAAAAGACCACGAGAGCUGGUUUCAGAGGAUAGAGAGAGCUGCAGAGAGGCUCCAAGCAUGAAAGCUGCCAAACAGACCGAAAAGGCAACUGUGUCAGUCAGCCAUGGAGAAGCCACAAACCCCAAUGAAAGUUUUGGACAUUGGAGCCAGGGUCUAAAAACCUCAAUGCAAGACCCAAAGAUGCAGGUGUACAAGGAUGAUAAAGUAGUGGUAAUCAAAGAUAAAUACCCCAAAGCCCGCUACCACUGGCUGGUCCUCCCAUGGCAGGCCAUUUCCAGCCUGAAGGUCUUACGUGAGGAGCACUGUGACCUGGUGAAACACAUGCAGAAAGUUGCAGACCAGAUGGUUCAGCAGUGCCCAGAUGCUAGCUCACUACGCUUCCGCACAGGGUACCAUGCCAUCCCCAGUAUGAGUCAUGUUCACCUCCAUGUAAUCAGCCAAGACUUCGACUCUCCUUGUUUGAAGAAUAAAAAACACUGGAACUCCUUUACAACUGACUAUUUCGUGGAGUCUCAAGAGGUGAUUCAGAUGCUUGAAACAAAUGGAAAGGUCACCGUCAAAGAAGGAACCAGUGAGUUGUUGAAACUACCUCUCCGCUGUCACAUGUGUCAGAAAGAGCCUCCCACUAUACCGGCUCUGAAGGAACACCUGAAGUCUCACUUUCCCAGAUAACGGUGACCACGAAGGGAACACAUGCCUCAUAUGUUAUUGGGUUCAACAUAGGACUGUAGUGUGUUGGGCAUUAUUUCUGCCUGUUAAUUCUGAUUUAUGGUUUUAUUAAAAAAAAAAAUGUCAUUACAUGACCGGGACACUGCAUUUUCAACUCAUUUUGUCAUAGGUUUAAGAAGAGGACAACUUUUGAGUUCUAUCUGUUUUUUGCCAAAUCUUCAUUUUGGUCAAUUGUUAUCUGCAUCUGCUGUUCCAACAGUUUUGUUUAAAUAUGUUGUAAUAAAUGUUUUGUAAUAACUAAA
This is a messenger RNA of Centropristis striata (black sea bass), 1453 nucleotides long. RefSeq names its product aprataxin (gene aptx). The record is from RefSeq and is a predicted model, not a curated record. Gene Ontology annotation, molecular function: double-stranded RNA binding; single-strand break-containing DNA binding; mismatched DNA binding. The transcript has 7 exons. Gene Ontology annotation, cellular component: nucleus. The coding region runs from base 309 to 1154 and encodes 281 amino acids. Gene Ontology annotation, biological process: single strand break repair; double-strand break repair. NCBI's taxonomy places the organism in Eukaryota, Metazoa, Chordata, Actinopteri, Perciformes, Serranidae.